Spodoptera exigua (beet armyworm) is the source of this 4682-nucleotide messenger RNA. NCBI's taxonomy places the organism in Eukaryota, Metazoa, Arthropoda, Insecta, Lepidoptera, Noctuidae. The record is from the annotation of a GenBank genome assembly.
CAUUGACAACUGUUGAAUUUGUUCGGCAGAUCGACUGUGCUGUGUGUUGAUCGAAAAUAAGCGGAAUAAAACAAUAUUGUGACUUUUUAAUAAACAUUUUAACAUGUGAGUGAUGAGUUGUACGGAAAAUGAAAGUGGCCCUUUUGUCGUGUUCUUCUUACCAGCGGUCGUUGGCUGCCUGACCAUACUCCUGGCUAGACGCUGGGCGAACUCCCAAGUUAGCAAUACUUCGUCUACAGCCGUCUCUAGGCGGCGAAAAAUCAUAAAAGACCCGCUUAUCAAGCGGCCCCUGCCGCAGAUAACAACUAAAAUGAUGCCACCCGGAUCUAAAAAAACCACUGGUGUUAACAAGAAGGGUGCAUUCACAGUUGCAGAUGAGGAAAUAAAUGGUACUGGAAAGAAGAUAAGAUCUUCAAGAGCUGCACCUACAACUCCUCCAAAUGUAGUCUCUGAAGUGAAGCUGGCGGAUGUGCCAGUAGCACCAAAACACAUCCCCUUCCCCUAUAUACCUCAAGAUGGCAACCUUCUUUUUGAAGCAAUGACAUUUGUAUUUACACUUGUAGCUACUGGGUUGCAGUUUUUGAAUCUGUACAGAACAGCCUGGUGGCUGCCACAUUCUUAUACAAAUCAGGCAAUGAAUUUCUACUUGAUCGACCCUCAUUUGGUGGCGUUUAUAGUGACAAUAAUAUUCCGCAAACUUCUACUAAGUAUCAGUUUAGCAAUACUCAGGGGUGUUCUCGCGCCAAAAUUGAUGCCACACGCUACUAUAGCUGCCAGAAUGUUCAUAUUGGGCGUAGUGUUAGGUGCCCUCUCGUGGUGCACAUACUUCAUCGUGCUAAAGUAUCCAGUCGUGAAAAUAUUCUACUUGUUAUAUCCGGCUGUGAUAUACUUCCUGCUAUUCGGUUUUCAGUCCGGUCCAUUCUUAGAGUUGAACACUAGCGAUCCGCCGUUACAUUGUUGUACGCACGACGCCGCACAGAUACGCACAGAAGUUGAAGCUUUAAGACAUGACUUUAAUGAUAGGAUGAAGAAAAUAAUAUUUAAUUCAGUCGUUGGAGCAUACUAUUCAAGUUUUAUACCUUGUACUUUUGCACAGCCAUAUCUCUACUACGAAGUAUACGCAGCGUCUCAACAGACAGCGUUUGUAUGGGCGGGCCUGUUCGCGCGGUACGUGAGUCAGCUCGUCAGUGCGACGUACUGCGACGUACCGCAUCGGUCCGCGCUACAUUUGGGUCGGUGGAAACCUGAUAAUAAUUCUUGUACAGAAGGUACCGAGGUAGCGACAUGGUGCGCGGGUCGCAUGUGGUCCCGGGGGGCGCGCGUGUCGUGCAACGGCCGCGUCUACAUCGCCACCACGCCGGCCGUCGCCGCGGACCCGGCCUCCGUCGUCCACACUCGAUUCCAUACGGUGUUCGCAAAUCCCUCGCUGUUACUAUGCGCCAUGUUAUGCCUACAGCUGUCCCUCAUAAUACUACAGUUAUGUUUACUAUUCAGUUCCAUACAAUGGCACAACUUCCUAGCUAUAGUCAUAUUACUCUUCAUAAACUACUACACACUGUUCAAAAUGGUUCGCGACUAUUUAGUCGCUUGGAAAGUCUACAAAGCUGAAAAUAUGAUACAGGAUAAAAAUGGCCCCCUACAUUCUGUUCCCAAUUAAGUGAUAGUCUUUAUUCCUAAGAUUGAAUUGUAUCCCGCGCACAAAAUUUGUUUCCUCUGUGUUGCCAGCUUCGUUGUAUUGUCUUUGUUUGAAUUUGUAUGUUUUGUGUAUGUUUGUAAUAUCGGUUUGCAGUAAUAGACUUAGUCGGUAGAUUUGCUAUGUUAUACUAGUCGUGCGGUUUGAGCGGGUUUGACCCACUAAUGCCCAAUUGCAGAUUUUUUUAUUAAUAAUGCAUCUGAUGUAUUUCUGCUAUUUUCUCCACACACUGGUCUUCCAUAUUUUCAUUAUUAAGUGAGAUGUUUUGUUACCACAGGUAUUCUUUUUAAUGCUUUCCUGUAUUUUUUACAUUUAUUUAUUACGACGAGAUUUCUUAGUUAGCUUCUUGAAGUUAGCAUAUGAAAUUCCGCAGUAAAUUAGUUAACAUACAAUAUAUUUUUUAGAGAUUGGGCAUAGUGUGUUGUCAAUGGUCAGUUAACAUUCCAUAGUGGAUUCCCGAACUCAAUAUAACGAAGCUCGUAAUACAAAAAUCUAUAUCUUGUUGAAUUUCUAAUUGUUGUGUCAAUUGUACUUAAUGUUUGUUUAGAACUGCGCUCAUGUAUUUAUAAGGAAUCGGUUUUUGAACAAAGUUACAUAACAUUGAAUGUGAAAUUAUUAUAAGACUGAUGGUACCUAAUUAGACCAUUGCUAUGUUUAUAAUUCACCCUCCAUAUCAGGUGAUCAUGAGCAUAGAAAAAUAUUGAUUACAUAAUUUUAAUUCGUGUAUUUUGGUGGUACAUGUAAUCGAUGCGUUCCCGCCAAAACGUGUAAACGUCAAAAUUAUACCAAAAACAACAAGAUAUUUAUGACACAAAAUGUGAAAUCCUGAACAAUAUAUCAUACUUGCCAUAAAGUAAAUGAUUUCGUUUUAGUUUAUAUUCUUUAUAAUUGUGACAUAGACCAAGGAAAUCUCAUUUCAUCAUAGUCUAGUCAUGGACUUGAAUGUAAGUAAGUUAUGUUAAUAAAAACUUGAAUGAACAGUGGAGAUAUACUUUUAUUUCAACAUCUUAACAUAUAAAAUAUCCUCUCAGUACAUUAUUUACACGAUUCACACUACACUAUACUUGAAUAGGUAUUAUUGGUUUCAAUCAAUUAAGCCCUGUUAUAAAAAUACUUGAUAAAAAUGAGGUCAAGGCAUUUUAUUGCUUUAUUUAUGGACAUGUUCUAAGUAAUCUCAUAUUGUUUGGAGAAAUACUACAACAAAUGUUUAUAAAAUAAUGAUAAUAAUAGUGUAGUGACAAUUAACUAAGAAUAAGUUAGGCAAACUUACAAAAGUAUUUGAUUUUAUGUCAUCACAAAAACUGACAUAGUUAUCUUAGCCAAUUAUUUCACAGAAACCCAAGAAGAGGUUUUAUUGCUAUCAUUAAUCUGUACCUUCAUUUUCUUCAUUUUAUCCCUAACAAUAUCACAUGCUUGUAGUGUUUCCUUAUCUUUCCUAGAGAGGGCAUUCAGUCUUACCGUAUGCCUGAAUUCAACAAGAGUAUCAAUGAGAGAGUUUGAUAGUACACUGUCUUGAGCAGAAUCCUGCAGUUUCAGUCCAAACUUUGUCAACAUGUCAGUAACAUACUCAGCUAUCAACACAAUAGGCACUGGAUAGUACUCUGAAGUGUCUAACCUAAUCACUUUGUUAGCAUUACUGACUAAAGUAAGCAGAUUAUUAAUGCAAACAGAAGUAUUAAAAUCAUUUUUCAAAGCCUCCAUGUUAGCCUCUUCUGUUUUCUGUAAAUCAUCCAAUAUCUUAUCUUUGUAGUCCCCAUUACUGACUGCAUUAUUAUUGACAUAAAUAAAUGCAUCUUUUAGGAAGAAUUUGAAUUUGUUUAGCACUUCUUCUGCUGUUUUCAUUACUUCUGAGCUGUACUCCAUUGGGUAGCGGUAACUUGAUGUAAGACAAGCCAUCCUGAACACAUCAGCACUGUGGGAUUUCAGCAACUCAGGUAUUAAUAUGGUAUUUUUCAAAGAUUUUGACAUUUUAGUAUCCCCUUUCACAUGUAAGUGGCCAACAUGGACCCAAUAGUUGGCCCACUGUCUUGUGUUGUGGUAUGCACAUGACUGGGCCUCCUCAUUCUCAUGGUGGGGAAACUGAAGAUCUAUACCACCAGCAUGGAAGUCAAUUUGAGAUCCGAACACCUUACUGACCAUAGCAGAGCACUCUAUGUGCCACCCUGGCCUGCCUUUACCCCAUUUCACAUUCCAGGAUGGCUCAUCAGGUUUAUGACCUUUCCAGAGAGCAAAAUCAGUUUUAUUUCUUUUCUCUUCAUUAGCUGCUUCUCCUUCAGUCUGUGCUCUUUGUAGUUUUCCAUAAGAUGGAUAUUUUGUUGUAUCAAAAUAAACUGAACCAUCCAUUGUAACAUAGGCCAUCUCUGUGUCAAUAAGUUUCUGUACAAAACUUUCAAUGGAGUUGAUGUGCUCUGAUACUCUAGUUAUAAUUAACGGUUUCUCAAUGUUUAGUGAAGACAUGUCAAGCCAGAACUCAUGCUCAUACUGUUUGGAAAUGUUCUGAAAGUGCGUCUUAGUUUCUAAACCUUUUUUAAUUAUUUUGUCAUCGAUAUCCGUAAUUCCCAUAGCAGUUACAAGUUUGAUGUUCAGAAAUGAUUUUAUUAUUCGUUGAAUGAUGUCGAGUUUAACGUAGCAGCUCGCAUGUCCAAUGUGGGCGGAGUCGUACACUGUCGGGCCACAAGAGUACCAGGUAGCUAUGUGAGGGUCGUUAAGUAUUACUGGAACUUUCUGGUCCGCAACACAGUUGUAAAUGUACGCACCCGUUGGAUUUCCAUUUGGCAUCAACCACUUCGUCUCCUUAUAUGGUUUUAAACUACACACGUGUGAAAGUUUUCUUGAGAUAACCGGGAAUACUUUCUUCAUUUUCAAUCAGCCGUAAAGUUCAUGGACACGGAAUAAGUAGUAAACCACUGGGGGCAAUGGGCACUGAACUCAAUCUAACAACAGCUGAUAAUGAUAUCAAUGAAAUUGAAAUGAACAAUGAACUGUCAAC